Micromonas pusilla CCMP1545 is the source of this 945-nucleotide messenger RNA. RefSeq lists its product as uncharacterized. The coding region runs from base 1 to 945 and encodes 314 amino acids. Lineage: Eukaryota; Viridiplantae; Chlorophyta; Mamiellophyceae; Mamiellales; Mamiellaceae. The record is from RefSeq and is a predicted model, not a curated record. The transcript has a single exon.
AUGGAGGUGUCCCCUCGCGCGGUCGUCGAGCGGCUGCCGUGGGAGUGCUACGUCCUCCGCGGCGCGCUCGAGACGGACGCCCAGGGCGCGCUCGUCGACCGCGUCGGCGCCCUCGCCGGGGACGCGCACGAGUCGUGGCCCGCGCGCGCGCGCGCGCAGGACCACCCGUUCAUCGUCGCGUCGCACGCGUCGGGCGGCCGCGGGGAGCGCCCGCGCGAGUGCCGGCGCGCGUGCGGGAUCGAGAGGUGCCACGGCCACUGCGGGCGGGACGUGGGCGCGCUGCGCACGCGCCCGGACGACAUCUUCGCGCUCGCCAACGCGCUCGCGUCGCGAAUCGCCGCGGCGUCUCCCGCGUCGUCGUCGUCGUCGUCGUCGUCGUCGUCGUCGAAUCGGACGUUCGACGCGUCGCACUUCUGGGCGCUCGUCUACGGCGACCGCAGCGACCGUCGCGACGCGAACUGCGGAAAGAUGCAGAGCCACCUCGAUCGACCGGUCGGGUGGACGCUCUCGAUCAGCGUCGGUCGACCGGUCCGCUUCAACUUCGGCAGACCGCCCGCCGAGGACGGUCAGUACGCCGCGUACGCGCCCGGCGCGGCGACGCCGGGGCAAGCCGCGCCGGGGAUCGACGUCGUCUUACGCGGCGGCGACGCGGCGCUGUUCAGGGGGCACGCGGUGUUCCACGCCGUGGACGGGUUCGCGGACGAGGACGAGGACGCGGAAGAGGACGCGGGAGAGGUGGAAGAGGUGGACGCGGAGGACUCUGGUUCGGUAGUGUCCCCCGGACGCGCGCGCGUCGCGGCGGCGCCGGGCGAUUGGGCGACGCGGCUCCUCGCGGCGGCGACGCGUCGCGGCGGCGAGGGCGACGACGAGGGCGACGCGCGCGACGGGUGGGUCCCCGCGCGGCUGGCGCUUCUGUUUAGGGACGACGAGGACGCGGCGCGGUGA